Messenger RNA from Zingiber officinale, 1854 nucleotides. Its product is annotated as sugar transport protein MST6-like. The transcript has 4 exons. The coding region runs from base 98 to 1645 and encodes 515 amino acids. The record is from RefSeq and is a predicted model, not a curated record. Lineage: Eukaryota; Viridiplantae; Streptophyta; Magnoliopsida; Zingiberales; Zingiberaceae. Gene Ontology annotation, cellular component: membrane. Gene Ontology annotation, molecular function: monosaccharide transmembrane transporter activity. Gene Ontology annotation, biological process: monosaccharide transmembrane transport.
CCUGUAAACCAAGCACGGAGGCCCUCCUCGCUCUAUCGCUUCCCUUUCUUUCUACAAUAAAAAUAGAAAAAAAAUCAAUAAGAGAAGGAAGUGCAAAAUGGCAGGAGGAGCAAUUGUCAGCACGAGCAACAAGCAAUACGGAGGCAAGAUGACCAGCUUCGUCCUCUUGGCAUGCAUCAUGGCUUCCUCCGGCGGUCUCAUUUUCGGCUACGACAUUGGAAUCUCCGGCGGUGUGACCUCCAUGGACUCGUUCCUCGAGAAAUUCUUCCCCUCCGUCUACGCUAAGCAGCAAGCCGACUCGAGCACCAGCCAGUACUGCAAGUUCGACAGCGAGCUGCUGACUCUCUUCACCUCGUCGCUCUACGUCGCGGCGCUCAUCGCGUCGUUCGUGGCGUCGUCGGUGACGAGGGUCAGCGGGAGGAAGUGGUCCAUGCUCAUCGGAGGGGUAACGUUUUUGGCCGGCUCCGCACUCAACGGUGCCGCGGUGAAUGUUCUCAUGCUUAUUCUCGGCCGCGUUCUCCUCGGCAUCGGAAUCGGGUUCGCAAAUCAGUCUGUUCCGGUCUACCUCUCUGAGAUGGCGCCGGCCAACCUCCGCGGCACGCUCAACAUCGGCUUCCAGUUCAUGAUCACCAUCGGAAUCUUCGGCGCCAACCUCAUCAACUACGGGACCGCGUCGAUCAAAGGCGGGUGGGGGUGGCGCGUCAGCCUCGGGCUCGCAGCGGUCCCGGCCAUCAUCAUGAGCGUCGGGGCGUUCAUCUUGCCGGACACGCCCAACUCGCUCAUCGAGCGCGGCUACGGCGAGGAGGCCAGGCAAAUGCUCCAGAAGAUCCGCGGCACUGACGACGUGCAGGAGGAGUACGAGGACUUGGUCGCCGCCAGCGAAGAGGCGAAGACCAUCAAAAGCCCCUGGGCCAACAUACUGCAGAGCAAGUACCGACCCCAGCUCACCAUGGCCAUCCUCAUCCCCUUCUUCCAGCAGCUCACUGGCAUCAACGUCAUCAUGUUCUACGCUCCGGUGCUCUUCAAGACCAUCGGCUUCGGCGGCGAAGCCUCCCUGGCUUCCGCAGUCAUCACCGGCAUCGUCAACGUGUUCGCCACCUGCGUGUCCAUCGCCACCGUCGACAGGCUCGGACGCCGGGCCCUCUUCUUACAGGGAGGCGCGCAGAUGUUCAUCUCUCAGAUUGUGGUCGGCACUCUGAUCGCGCUCAAGUUCGGUGUCUCCGGAGAGGCCACGGAGCUGUCGAAGGGCUACGCCAGCUUCAUCGUGCUGUUCAUCUGCGUUUACGUGGCGGCCUUCGCGUGGUCAUGGGGCCCUCUCGGGUGGCUGGUGCCGAGCGAGAUCUUCCCCCUGGAAAUCCGAUCGGCCGGGCAGAGCAUCACGGUGUCGGUCAACAUGUUCUUCACCUUCGUAAUCGCGCAGGUCUUCCUCCUCGCUCUGUGCCACUUGAAGUUCGGUCUCUUCUACUUCUUCGCCGGCUGGGUGGUCAUCAUGACCGCCUUCAUCUACUUCUUCCUCCCCGAAACCAAGAACGUCCCCAUCGAAGAGAUCAUCUUGGUCUGGAAAAGGCACUGGUUCUGGGGCAAAUUCAUCGCCGACGAAGACAUCCAUGUAGGCAACCACAUGCACAAGGACACCAGCGCAUGAACAACAAACAACAAAGAAGAAGAAAAGGAAAACGUUGAUCCAACAUUUGGGUUGGAAGUGAGAGGUUGAGUUGUUAGUUCUGUUGAAUGUGCUAAUUGGAAGAUCUAAUGAUAGGGGGAUUUUGAUUUUUUCUGACCCAUGUGGCUAUUUUAAACUCCAAGUAAAAAAUGUAAUAUUGAUACGGGUUGAAUCGGACGGUUCCGAUGAUG